Molecule: messenger RNA, 783 nt
Organism: Condylura cristata (star-nosed mole)
Lineage: Eukaryota; Metazoa; Chordata; Mammalia; Eulipotyphla; Talpidae
Gene: PEBP4
Product: phosphatidylethanolamine-binding protein 4
Exons: 7
Coding region: 57-731 (224 amino acids)
Source: RefSeq, a predicted model, not a curated record
ACUGCCUGCCCCUCUCCCUCUGCUUAUAUCACAUUUCUCUGUCCUACCAGGUGCCCAUGGGCUGGACAAUGAGGUUGGCCACAGCAGCCCUGUUUCUGGGUCUCACGCUGGUGGUCAAUGGAGUGGAUGAAGAGAACAAUGCUUGUACCUAUGAGGCCUUGCCGGACAACGACGCUGUCCUCUGCAAGGGCCUCCAAGUUUUCUACCCAGAGUUGGGGAACAUUGGCUGCAUGUUUGUUCCCGACUGCAACAACUACAGACAGAAGAUCACCUUGUGGAUGGAGCCCAUCGUCAAGUUCCCCAGGGCGGUGGAGGGUGCAAGCUACAUUCUGGUGAUGGUGGAUCCAGAUGCCCCUAGCAGGUCUUCUCCCAAAUACCGAUUCUGGAGACACUGGCUAGUGACUGACAUCAAGGGCAGUGACAUGAAGAAAGGAAAGAUUAAGGGCCAGGAGCUAACAGCCUACCAGGCCCCCUCCCCGCCAGCAGAAAGUGGCUUCCAUCGCUACCAGUUCUUCGUCUAUCUUCAGCCAGAGAAGUCCAUCUCUCUCCUUCCCAAAGAAAAUAAAACUAGAGGCUCUUGGAAUAUGGACACAUUUCUGAAUCGCUUUCACCUGAGUGAACCGGAAGCAAGCACUCAGUUUGUGACCCAGAAUUACCAGGACUCACCAGAUUUCCUGGCGCUCAGUGGCGGAAAAACCAUUGAAACCAAGGAAAAUUCCAAAAAGAGGUAAACGCCUUCCAGACCUCAAACUUCACCUUGCAGGUGUCCACUUGUCCAGCACC